Messenger RNA from Brassica napus (rape), 937 nucleotides. Its product is annotated as transcription factor KUA1. Gene Ontology annotation, biological process: response to ethylene; response to gibberellin; response to auxin. NCBI's taxonomy places the organism in Eukaryota, Viridiplantae, Streptophyta, Magnoliopsida, Brassicales, Brassicaceae. The transcript has 2 exons. The record is from RefSeq and is a predicted model, not a curated record. Gene Ontology annotation, molecular function: DNA binding; zinc ion binding. Bases 151 to 882 code for a protein of 243 amino acids.
AAAAGAAGAAGAAGAAGACAGAACAGUGUAGGCUUUUCUGGUGAAGUGGAAUCAUUUUAUAACGCAGUUUAUACACACCUCAAGUUUUCUCUUCCUUCACCUUUUUAUUCCUCUCUCUCUCUCUUUCGCGCUUCUGGCUCGGGGAAAAAGAUGUCGCGCAGUUGCUCUCAGUGUGGAAACAACGGCCACAACUCUCGUACGUGUCCGACGGAAACAUCCCCUGGCGGCGGAGGAGAGAAAGGAAUAAUGCUUUUCGGCGUCCGCGUAACGAAAGCUUCGUCGUCUUCUUCUUUCAGAAAAAGCGUCAGUAUGAACAACCUAUCUCAAUUCGAUCACGCCGCUCACGACUCAAACCCUGUGGACGACGGUGGCUACGCGUCAGACGACGUCGUUCACGCCUCCGUCAUAAACCGCGAGCGCAAGCGAGGGACUCCAUGGACGGAGGAAGAGCAUAGAUUAUUCCUCACGGGGCUGCAUAGAGUAGGCAAAGGAGAUUGGAGAGGGAUAUCUAGAAACUUCGUGAAAACACGGACACCGACUCAGGUGGCGAGCCACGCUCAGAAGUAUUUCCUCCGCCGUACAAACCAUAAUCGCCGCCGCCGUAGAUUCAGCCUCUUUGACAUCACUCCCGACACUCAAACAGAAGAGAGGACGCCACUGGGGGGGAUUCCUCCGGUUCAUCCGUCGCGUAAGAUGGCUGAUCUGAAUCUCAGCCACAAAACAGCGGCGGCGCCGGAGAUGUUUGCGUUGUCGCUGGAACUACCGAUGCAGUCUUCUUCAUCGUAUUCAUAUUCCAAUGAACAGAAGACACGUGAGCGGUCACGUUCCUCGGUCUUCGAGACCAUGUCGAGUAAUGGAGAUAGUAUAAUGGGAGUUGCUUGAUGUAAGAACAAAAAGCUUUGUUUGGUUAUUAUUAUUAUAAGAUAAGAUUUGAUUA